AUGGAUGACGACUACGCUUCCGGCUCGGUCGACGCCGACCGCGAAAUGACCAGACUCUGGCGCACAUGGAGAACCGUCUUUGAGAUGCUGCAGGAUCGACCCUCUCCCCAGAGAAUCCUUCUAACGCUCGCCAGUCGCGCCAAAAUGAAGAUCCAAGCCCGUCCCACCGAGGCCAUGCAAGUGAAAUACACCCCCCUGACCAAGCAGGGCCAGUCGCCCGCGCCCGCCGACUGCGGCACCAUCUACGUCGAAUUUUGCCCCGACAGCAGCGGCGUCGGCACCAAACAGGUGCGCGCCUUCAACCACACCGUCGACGAGCACAACUUCCACACCGGCAUCUUCAUCACCCAGACCCCCAUCUCGCCCUCCGCCGUGCGCCUCCUCAGCGGCGUCCCCGGCCGUAUCUGCGAGCACUUCCAGGAGCAGGAUCUGCUUGUCAACAUUACCCGCCACGAGCUCGUCCCGAAACACGUCCUGUUGAGCCCCGAGGAGAAGAAGCGCCUGCUCGACCGCUACCGUCUGAAGGAAUCGCAGCUGCCCCGUAUCCAGGUCUCCGACCCCGUCGCCCGGUACCUGGGUCUGCGUCGCGGCCAGGUCGUCAAGAUCAUCCGGAAGAGUGAAACCGCGGGUCGGUACGCCAGCUACCGCUGGGUUAUCUAA
Aspergillus terreus NIH2624 is the source of this 660-nucleotide messenger RNA. RefSeq names its product DNA-directed RNA polymerase core subunit RPB5. The transcript has 2 exons. Bases 1 to 660 code for a protein of 219 amino acids. Gene Ontology annotation, molecular function: DNA binding; DNA-directed RNA polymerase activity. Gene Ontology annotation, cellular component: RNA polymerase III complex; RNA polymerase II, core complex; RNA polymerase I complex. Gene Ontology annotation, biological process: DNA-templated transcription. Lineage: Eukaryota; Fungi; Ascomycota; Eurotiomycetes; Eurotiales; Aspergillaceae. The record is from RefSeq and is a predicted model, not a curated record.